This is a messenger RNA of Mizuhopecten yessoensis (Yesso scallop), 1340 nucleotides long. RefSeq lists its product as uncharacterized. Gene Ontology annotation, biological process: signal transduction. The coding region runs from base 188 to 1213 and encodes 341 amino acids. NCBI's taxonomy places the organism in Eukaryota, Metazoa, Mollusca, Bivalvia, Pectinida, Pectinidae. The record is from RefSeq and is a predicted model, not a curated record. The transcript is spliced from 5 exons.
ACAGGGGGCAGACAUUUAAACCUUCAGACACACCACGGGCCUCUCGAUCAACAUAUCUCAUCAUUUAAAAAAUCACUAAUAUGUAACAUUUAACAUUAGUAACGUGUUAUUUUUCGAGUAAAAUGAUCAAGAUAGUCUCGAAUUCCUAGUGACCGGAUAGAAAGCGUGGGAAUUUUGUCAUCAAACCAUGAACAACCUCCACUUCAGUAUGGCGUACAGCUUCAUCGGUCCGUCCCGCCGGGAAAGGAGUGCCGCCAGUAUAAACACCAGGGCCAGCCUUGAGCGUGCGCAUACGAUGAGUGUGGUACGUGAAUUGAAGCGGUCGUCAAAAGCACCACCUUUACCGCGCGGGAAGGACUUCCAUGUGUUCUUCUGUUUCCAUCUUGGACUACCGGACAAAGACUGGGUCAAAGUUGUGUCGAGAGAGCUCGAAUACCUGGGCUACAAGUGUUGUGUGUUCGAAAGAGAUUUUGAAACCGGGAUUUCAAUAUCUGCCAACGUAAAGAAUGCACUGGAAAAAUCGGUCAGAACAAUCGUUGUGCUGUCCUCUUCUUACAUAAAUAAGGAAUGGCGACAGAUGGAACUGGAAUACAUGUCACACGGAACGGAAGGAAUCAGUUUUGUUCCAAUUUUGAUGGAACCAUGUGGUAUACCGCCAUUUUUGAAGUACUUUCAGUACAUCAAUGCAACAGGGGGCAAAGAAACGUGGUGGCGCCACCUGGUAGACACUCUCAGAGGCUCAGCGCCAACGCUACCGCCUAGAAAAAGAUAUCAUGUCCUGUUUGCUCAUAAUAUGGCAGACACAGCAUGGGUAUCUAAAAUUGUUAAGACUUUGGAAUCUCCAAACGUUGGAUUGAUUUGUUGUUACCCCGGUAGGGACUUCAAACCUGGUUCUCCAGUGAUCGAAAACGUUGAUCAUGCAAUCAAACGAUCCGUAAAAAUCGUGCUAGUGUUGUCACAGAAUUUUCUAGCAUUAGAGUGGAAAAAGUAUUACGAUGGACGGAUGAGAGGCAGGCGACCAAUUCCAGUCUUGGUGAACAAUUGCGAACUCCCGCCAUCUCUUGAGGAUAUCGUCUGCAUUGACGCCCAGUCCGAGAAGGACCUCUGGUGGCCAGUGUUCCUUGGUGCUCUCACAGAAGAAGAUCCUGUGAAUGAUGACUCCGUGUCAAGUAGCAGUAAAUCUGUAGUAUCCCGACAAACAGAGAAGAGAUAAGAAUGAAGAGUCACGUCUUUGGUUAGAGUGCCUGCAUCCAGUCACAGACUACAGGAGACCAGGGCCCGUAUUCAUGAAACCAUUCUCAUGCUCAAGCAUGGAUUGUGUGCUCAAGUCUAAUUUCUUG